AUGAAGGCUACGACCGCGUCUCUUCUCCUUGCCUUCGUUCGACUCGCAAUCGCGCAUCCUGGAGCACACUACGAGUCGUCGGAGCAAGAACAGGCUGUCUUUCAGGCUGCCAAGGCGACCUCUAGCUCCAACCGCGUCAAUGAGGUUGCGCCUAGUACAAACUCCUGGUUGGAGAAAUACGGCGAGCAGAUGGAUCUGGGCUACACCGGGCCUUUGUCUUUCAGCCAUGCAGAGUACGCACGCUGCCUGCAAGAGCCUGAACAGGCCUUCGACAUCGCUGUACUAGGCAUGCCAUUUGAUACUACUACGUCCUAUCGUCCGGGCGCUCGGUUUGGACCCACGGGAAUCCGCAUGGGCAGCAGACGCCAGCAUGUUGGACGCGGGUACACCUUGAGCUGGGGCCUCGACCCAUAUCUACAGGGUGCCAAAGUUAUGGACUGCGGAGAUAUUCCUCUGAACGGCUUCGACAACGCCGUCGCUAUCGAUCAGAUGGAGGUUGCCUACUCGACUCUUCUGGCCCAUCCCGUCGCCAAAGACGCUCAGGCAGCAGCAACAGACGUCACCGCAAACCUCGCGCUUGAUGGGAAGGCGCACCCGCGUAUCCUCACGCUUGGUGGAGACCACACCAUUGUCUUGCCGAUCCUUCGUUCAUUGAACAAAGUAUACGGCCCGGUCUCCGUCAUUCACUUCGAUGCACACCUCGACACUUGGAAACCCGCUAUCAACUCCAUUUCCGAGCAGUCGCGCAUAACGCACGGCAGCUUCUUUUACAUCGCGCACGAGGAGAACCUCAUCCGCAACGCUAGCAUCCAUGGUGGUAUCCGUUGUAAAAUGUUGGGCGAGGCCGACAUCCAGAACGACGAAUCCGUUGGCUUCAAGGUCGUUUCUUCAGAUGACAUUGACGACAUUGGUAUCGCGGAAGUCAUCCGCCGCAUCAGGUCACACAUUGGUGACAACCCGGUCUACCUGACUCUCGACAUCGAUACCAUUGACCCUGGUCUUGCUCCUGCCACCGGGACCCCGGAGGCUGGUGGCUGGACAACGCGUGAGGUAAAACGCAUCAUUCGCGGGCUCGCGGGAAUGAAUAUUGUCGGUGCGGAUAUUGUGGAGGUCGCGCCGGCCUAUGACACUGCCGACAUCACCAGCAUUGCGGCCGCAGAUAUUGCGCACGACUUCAUCGCGGCGAUGCUAACGUCUGAGCCACCCAAGCCGCGCGACGAGCGCUCCCCUUGGAAGGAUGAGCUCUAG
Messenger RNA from Peniophora sp. CBMAI 1063, 1248 nucleotides. Lineage: Eukaryota; Fungi; Basidiomycota; Agaricomycetes; Russulales; Peniophoraceae. The record is from the annotation of a GenBank genome assembly.